AUGUUCGAGAUUAUUUUCCAAUACAUAGAUCAUGACAGUUUCUACAAAUAUCUCCGUUUGUUAAUCAUUGUCGGGAUGUAUUUGAUGUGCCGUAAUAUUUAUUCCGAAUAUGCCAAACAAAGUCAAGUCAAGAGACAAAUCGCACUCGACGAGAAGGAGAAGUUAGAAAAACCCGCCAAAGAGGAACGUGAAAGAGCUGAAAAAGAAGAGGCCUUGGAAAAAGAUGCUGCUUCCUUCGGAUGGGGUAAGAAGACCAGAAAGAACGUAAAGAUCCAAGAAUCCAUAUUACAACAAGAGUCUGAAGACUUGAGACAGAGAUACCAAUCAGGUUACGAUGCUGCCGAAGAUCACGACAUCGAAGAUCUUUUAGAGGAUUAG
This is a messenger RNA of Debaryomyces hansenii CBS767, 378 nucleotides long. RefSeq lists its product as uncharacterized. The transcript has a single exon. The coding region runs from base 1 to 378 and encodes 125 amino acids. Lineage: Eukaryota; Fungi; Ascomycota; Pichiomycetes; Serinales; Debaryomycetaceae. The record is from RefSeq and is a predicted model, not a curated record. Gene Ontology annotation, biological process: protein transport.